Molecule: messenger RNA, 5272 nt
Organism: Melanotaenia boesemani (Boeseman's rainbowfish)
Lineage: Eukaryota; Metazoa; Chordata; Actinopteri; Atheriniformes; Melanotaeniidae
Gene: vwc2l
Product: von Willebrand factor C domain containing 2 like
Exons: 4
Coding region: 964-1662 (232 amino acids)
Biological process (GO): negative regulation of BMP signaling pathway
Cellular component (GO): AMPA glutamate receptor complex
Molecular function (GO): protein binding
Source: RefSeq, a predicted model, not a curated record
AGCUGCUGCUGCUGCUGCUGGAACCCGUUUGACAACUGACCUCUUACUUCGCCGUUUAACUUGAUUUCUACCCUUACUUCUUGUAAGACGACUUCCAGAAAUGUGGUCGUAUUUGUCCUCUGGUUAUGGGGCGUGAGUGUUGUGGCUGUGAGUGUCACAAGAGGGGGGGCGCUCUGCUCUGCCCUGCUCUGCUCGGUGCAGGACGCAGGAGACAGUCGCUCUCCAAGGUGCUGAAAGUCGGAGCGCUCCCUCCUUCAGUGUCGUCUACUGACGAUGAAUGCGACCUCCAGUUAUGACUGGCUUCAGUCUCCAUUGGCUUAAUUUUUUACACUAUUUAACUUGUACCCAUGUGGAUUUGUAUUUGUCAUGCAACCGCUGGAUGUACCCACGCAUAUGUGCAACAAGACCGCCAAACGCAGUCUAACAUUCACCUGCAUCAUAUGGAAAUACUGAAAUAACUGUGGAUUCUCAGGGAACGCUACAUGGGAUUUUUCCUGCAGUUUUUGUCGGUCUUUUUUCCUCCUCUGUGUGCCGUAUGUCGUUGGACGUUAACUGCUAUAUUGUCUCAAAAAGGUGAGUCAGAUGAGGAUAUAUAACGAAGAAGACCUACUUUUUUGUGGAUUUCAUUUUAUUUGCACUGGAAAAGGGGGAGGAAAUCUCCAAAAAGGUUGCUCUUUAACCGCUUUUAAACACAUAAAACACGACGACGGAGGGAAUUAUAGAUCUUGUGGAGCCUGGUAAAUUAACCGUGUGGAUAGAGUGAAGUUUCCAAUAGGAAAGGCUGCUAUCUGUGAUCUGUUCGAGCCCUCUAUGUGUCGGGUUCCCUGGCUUCAUACGAGGAGGAUAUCAAGCAAUUUCGCCUAGCCCAUCUCCUUACGUGAUGAUGACGGUGAUAAUAAGGCGCUGGACAGAUCCGGAGAGGAUACCUGGGGCUUAGAAAUGACAUCUACACAGUCGCGUUAAAUGUGGACGUCAAAGCCGCGGCUAAGGAUGGGCCCUCUCCCCACAGCCGCCUUCGUCCUCCUUCUGUUGGCCCUGAGCGCCGUGUGUCCGGCCACGGUGGGUAACCCCGAGGAUUACACCGCGGACGAGGCGGAGCGGACCGCCGCUGAAAACAUCGUCUUUGAUGACUACCGGGGCAAAGGGUGCGUGGACGACAGCGGUUUCGUGUACAAACUCGGGGAGCGCUUCUACCCUGGACACUCGAACUGCCCGUGCGUGUGUACAGAGGAUGGGCCCGUGUGCGACCAGCCCGAAUGCCCAAAACUGCACCCCAAGUGCACAAAAGUGGAACACAACGGAUGCUGUCCCGAGUGCAAAGAGGUUAAAAACUUUUGCGAAUAUCGAGGGAAAACGUAUAAAAUACUGGAAGAAUUCAAGCCGUCUCCCUGUGAAUGGUGCCGCUGCGAACCAAAUAAUGAGGUGCACUGUGUGGUGUCCGACUGCGCCGUCCCGGAGUGUGUCAACCCUGUGUAUGAGCCGGAGCAGUGCUGCCCCAUCUGUAAAAAUGGUCCAAAUUGCUUUGCUGGAACAACGAUCAUCCCAGCUGGAAUUGAAGUGAAGGUGGACGACUGCACCAUCUGCCGUUGCCACAACGGAGACUGGUGGAAGCCGGCGCAGUGCUUACGGCGGGAGUGCCUCAACGGCCAGUCGUUGUCAUAGAGAGACUCCACCGGGGAUGGAGGAUAAGCUCAGGCAAGGCUCUGCCUACUGCGCCAUUUUGUAUGAUUGACAGGGCAGGAGCACAAUUCCUUAAAAAAAGAAAGAUGGAGACAGCAUAGAAGCGAAGAGAUGCUCUCACAAGCUUAACACAAACACAAAUCUAGCCAGAGAGAAGAUGAUGGAACUUGUCUCACAGCUUUUUCCCUUCUCCAGUUUUACUCGUCCUGUAUAUUUUCAAAAGUUGACUUGCUUGACUUGCUGCUCUCACACAUGAAGUUUCUAAGCUCCUCGAACUCUUUCCUAUCCAUUGGCAAUGUCUAAUUGCUCAUGUUGAUUUCUGUACAAUUCUGUAUGCCAUCAGCUUGUCGUAUGUGUCCGUCACAACCACGCAAGUGUUGUAAAUUUCCAACAGCAGGAAAAUGCUAACCGAAAGCACACUUUACAGCGCUUUUGUUCCAUUCAUAAUAGGACUGAUCCUGCAAAUGUGCUUGAGUUUCACAACCUCACUCGAAAAGCUUGUUUACAAAAUGCACAUAAAUGUUUGUCUUCAUAAGACUUUUUAAUCACUGUGGCUGUUGCUCAUCUCUACCACUUAUAAGAUGCUUCUGUCAUAUUUUAUAAACUGCAAUGAAAUCUUCCCAUCACUUAUUUAAUUUUAUUGAUCAUUUUAUUAUACUGUUGUUUUGAGACAUGUUUAUUUAGUAGCAGCACAAACUGUGUUCGAAUUGUAGCUUAAAGAGCAGGCAAGGUGGUAGCUGCUCCAACUCUCAAAGGAGCAAGAGCUCCAUCAGAACUCUGGGCAACCUUUUUCUAGACCAGUUGGUAUUGUUUGACCUCCGAGGUCCAUAUUCUCCCAAAUAUCCCCAUUAACUAACUGCUUGAACUUGUUAUCAAAGCUGUUAGUGAGCCAAGAGCAGCCUGCUUUAAUUUUCCUUAAUCAGGAGUAUUCUGUAAUAAAUCAUCCAGCUGGGUGCUUGGUGCUGCUGCAGCCUGCAUGCUGGGCACAUUCAGCAAGAACCAGCAGACAAAAGGAGAGGAAUCUGCAUAUGGCUAAAUGCUUUUAAGCGACAUUCACAAGCUUAAUGUCCAUUUAAAGGUACACACAUGCACCAUUCAUCCAAACUGUGAGGCACAGUGUGCUACUCUACAUCCACUGCACACUCAGGCUGAUAAACAAGACUUGUCAUGAUAGAAUAUGUUACAUAUAUCACAGUUUAUGUAGCAGAUUUUCAGGCUCUCUCCUCCUGAAGAUGUCAGAAUAUCUCAUCCCAUGCAGUGUAGCUAUUCCCAGGGUUAUGACACACAGACAAGCUAACGCUUUACUUUGACAUUUACUUCAAAUCAGAAUGGUCAUCGAGUGGUACAGUCUGAAAGAAAAAGCACCCAACCCAAACCAUGACAUUUUUUUAGAUGAUAAAUACUAGUCAUUAAUUCAAAGGUGAAUUUCCGUAAGCUCAUGCCAUUCAUCACUAGAUUUUUUUCCAUUUCCAGAAAUUCCUUUCCUGUUAACCUUUUAAACCCUAUUCCUGUGCCGUGAUGGAUGGGCUGCUUAAUAGCAGCUUCCAGCACUCUGUAAUGAGACAGAAAUGAACAUAGGAUAAAGACCAAUGACUAAAGAGUUGUAUUACCUUAAAAGGCUUUAAAACUAAUUUUAAAAAGAUCUAAUAGUUUGCUGCACAGCUGCAGCAAAAGUACCAGAGAUAAAAAAAAAAAAAUUAUUAUUUGGGUGAAGUUCAGUUUAAGCUGCAACAAUACAAUUUGUGUCAUUUUCAUAAUUUAGCUGCAGUGAUUUAGUAUCUUCCAUUGUGCAAAGACAGACUUCAUCUAUCUGGCUUGAGGUCUGCAGGCUCAUAAAACAAACCUGACAUGAAUAGUUCAUCAGUCACAGCCUCAGUGCUCCAGUGCUUAGAAUUAUUAAAGGAGAUUCAUUCAUCUUAAUUGCUUUAAAUGUCACAUAAUUUUUCAGCUUAUACAUGUACCCAAAAUGAGAUAAAAAGAAAAAAAAAAAAGGAAUUGCUCUUACAGGUUGCAACAGAGACAGACUUAAGUGAGUGUCAGUUGACAGGGUUCAAAGGCACUGCUGCCACCACAGAUGCCUUAUUGCUACUGUUCCAGAUAAGAUUCACAAAGCAUGGCCUUUGGCUUCACACAGAAGGAACAAUCCGAACUGCUUUCAGAGCUAGUUUGGUUCACUUCUCCAUGCAAUGAUUUACUGUUGUGCAUUAAGCAAAACUAUUCUUUUUUUUUUUUUACCACACGACAUUCUAGAAACAGCCAUCGGGGUCAACAAGAGUACAAGGACAAGUACAGUUCAUUCACAGCUGAAACUGCAGAGGCUGGGUCUAAAAAUACUCAGUGGCAUUUGAUAGACGUAAAAAUAGAAGCAUUGAAAGUAGCAGAUUUGAUUUGCAAACUAAAGCAACGUGAUCCUUAUGGCAGUGUUAUGUAACUCAUUGUUCUGGUUAUUUUGAUACACACUCCUCCAGUGCUUCUGAUGUGCGCAGCAGCUAGCGAACUAAUUUGGCUGCUCUUUUUUUUUCAUAUUGGGAACUGCUCUCAUUGGCUAAAAGAGAAAGUAGGGAUGCAGAAGCGGAACAUAAAGUUAAACAAGAUAUACAUCAAGUCUCUCUCUACAGGUCAGCGUUAUUGAGGCACAUCAUCUUCUGAUGGUAGAAUUUAAAAAAAAAAACAAAACAAGAAGAAUAAUUUUGUUUCAUUGCAGCAGAUCAGAUGCAGGCAUGCAGCAGGACUGCACUGGUGCAUAAGUUGCUCUGGACUGGGAAACAAGUGGGAUGGAUUUGGAAGUACUGCUCUGAAACAGCUGAAUUCAGUGCAUCUGCCUUUAAAAGCCACAUGAUGUUGAUGCAGCACAGAUCUGCUAUAAUGCACUGUGUGCACUCAAAAGCAGAGGAAAUUACAUUUCACCUUGCAAAUACACGAAAGGACAGAUGAGCUGUGCAGUCCGUCUUUUCAUUUUCUGCCAAGAAACUUGAGUCUUUGUCUGUGAAUGUUUAUUCAAAUAACCCCGUCUGUCCUCCCUCUCAUCAUGAAGACCACAGGCUUGUACAUGGGCAGUUUGUACAGGUACACCAUUAGCUUUUUCCAUGAGACACCAACUAACUGUAGCUGGAAACUAUGAAAGAUGGUUUUUUCCCCUUAUGUUAUCCUUUUUUUUCCCUAUUUUUCAGCAACAAAACUGUUACAUAAAGUGUGCCUGAAAACCAAUACAGAUGUGGGAAGAGAGAAACACUGUUAUUAUACAAUCAAUUGUUUGAUUAUCCUUUUUUUCUUUUUGGAGCACCAAGGGUUUGUUAAUGUGAAACUCAAAACAUAGAAUACAUUUUAUUUAUGUUUCAAAUCGAGAGCAUCUUUGAUUGUAUAUGAAUUCAUGCUCACACGAGUUGAACCUAAAGGGUCCAAAUUUCAGAAACAAGCAACUCUUGGUGCUCCACAUGCUGUUCAUGUGUAAAUAUCUUCGAACAUAAAAUGUGUAUUCUAAAAUCAGAGAUGGAGUAAAAAAAAAAGAAAGAAAAAAAAAGACAUCAAAAAUACGAAACUGUGUAUUAUUCACUAAGACAAAAAUAUUUUGUUAAAUAGACUUUAAAAGAAG